AUGGCGGCCCCAGGAGGAAGUGAGGAGUCCAUAGAGUGGCUGCGACAACGAAUCUAUCAUGAUGAGCCUCUGACUUUGGCUGCAGUCUGGGGAAUUUGGAUGGCUAGGAAUAAAGUAGUGCACAAUCAACAUGUAAUGCAGGAGAGUGCAGCUUUUGAUUGGAUCUUGAGCCUGAAAGAGAUGUUCAAGCGCUGGUGGGGGACCAGGGAGCCACUGCGUCCGGUUCGCGAGGUGGCGUGGACGCUGCCGGGGGAAAACGAGGUGGCGGUUAACUGUGAUGGGACUAAGGGAGCUGAGCUUUAUAGUAGUGGGUUUGGAGGCUGCUUGAGAGGUAGGCAUGGGAAGUGGUUUGUGGGUUUUAUGGGGUUUGGACAUGAUGCUUCUGUCUUGACUAUGGAGCUGAUGGCGGUGUAUCGAGGGCUUCAGCUGGCUUGGGAUGAGGGGUACCAUCGAGUUGUUUGUUUCUCUGAUUCAUUGCUUCCGGUCUCUUUGAUCAGGAGCCCACAACCAACUUUCCAUGAGAAUGCAGUGGUGAUUGGAACCAUUUGUGAUCUCCUCAAGCGAAGGUGGGAGGUUUGGUUGUUGCAUACUCUUCAAGAGAGCAAUUCUUCUACUGAUUUUAUGGCUAAAACGGGUGCUAGGCAGCAACUCACGUUCCUUACUGUAAGAGCUCCCCCUGUGGAGCUUGAGCCAUUGCUUUUGGCGGAUGCGCUAGGGACUUCUUACAUUAGGACUGUUAGAAUAUGCUGCAAAUUUCUAGAAACUACUACACAAUACCAUUAUAUAUAG
This is a messenger RNA of Lotus japonicus, 789 nucleotides long. RefSeq lists its product as uncharacterized. The record is from RefSeq and is a predicted model, not a curated record. Bases 1 to 789 code for a protein of 262 amino acids. Lineage: Eukaryota; Viridiplantae; Streptophyta; Magnoliopsida; Fabales; Fabaceae. The transcript has a single exon. Gene Ontology annotation, molecular function: RNA-DNA hybrid ribonuclease activity; nucleic acid binding.